Molecule: messenger RNA, 1367 nt
Organism: Pelagomonas calceolata
Lineage: Eukaryota; Pelagophyceae; Pelagomonadales; Pelagomonadaceae
Source: the annotation of a GenBank genome assembly
UAGAACCUGAGAGAACUUGAGAGGAGCAACUACUGUUGCAAGAGACAAAUACAUGGCACGCCUCCGAUGAUGUUCACCGCUAUGGUCGCACUAUGGCUGCCCCCGGCGUCGGCGGCACCGCCCCGUGUGCUCCACGACGCCCUCGUCCGCGCCGGCCCCGAGGCGGUCGUCCACCGCUUCGAAAGCGGAUCGUCGGCGCGCUACUUCAGCGUCGUGCGGGUCGGCGGCGCGAAAAACUGGCCGACGCGCGAGACGUUCGUGUUCGCCCGGCGUGCCUCCCCGACGCACGUCGGCGGCAACGAGCACGAGUGGGUGUCGUUCUGGCGCGACUGCGACGCGACGCUCCGCGGGACCGAAAAGCAAGCCUCUGGCUGCUUCGCAAGCAGUCAAAAUCUGACGAACGUCCGGAGCCCGCGCGAGACGAACUGGGCACACAACACGGCGCUGCUCUGGGAUGCGGGCGCUGUGUACGCGCUCGGCGGUCGCGAUAACCCGACGCACCACCGUUCGUACGCCGGCGUCAGAAUCGGAAAGUCCCCACGUAUCACUCCUUAGACGCAGGCGUCCGCGAUGGGGCCUACUCGCGCACUUACGAGACCCAGUCCCGGCUCGACGCGGCUGCGCGAGCCUCGGCGCCUUCGACACGGCGCCUGCCGCCGCCGGAGGACCUGAGGGGCACGCCGGCCCUCCGCGGCGCGCACGCGGGCUGCGUCGAAAAGCGACCGCAGUUCGCGCCAAAUUGCGAGUUCGACGGACGUUUCUCGCUCGCAAGACUUGGAUCGACGUAUCACCUCUUCGCGCGCGCCAACCUCGUCGGCGAGAAGGGCGCGCGUGGCCACUUCGGCGGCCGGUUCGUGCAGAGCGCGGCGUCGACGACGUCCCCCCGAGGCCCGUUUGGCGCUUUCUCCGUCGUCGACGUCCCCGGCUUCCGCGCGCCCUUUGCUCGAGCGCUCAACGUUUACUUUGCAGCCGUUACGUCGAACCCAGCGGACCCGGAUAACUCGCUCGUCGCGCUGUUCCCGCUCAGGGACGAAGGACUGGCAAUUCUGGGUCUCGGCGUCUCGUGCGACGGAAAGCGCUUCUCGAGGCUCGCCGUCCUCGCGAACACGACCGACGCCGGCGACUUCCGCACUGCCGACCACCCGGCGGACGGAGUGCUCGUUGAUGAUACGUCGCAGACAGCGCUCUUCUUCGUGCACCGCAACGUGCCGUCGAUCGGCAACGUGACAGGGCCCUCGGCGCUCACGCGCAUCCCGAUUACGCUAAGCUCGCUCCGCGCGUUUACGCGAUCACAGCUCCCGGCGGGCUGCCCACGAAGGCCGUGAGUGGCGAAAGGGGGGGUCUGGUUAAAAUUUCGAAGGCCCCUA